Messenger RNA from Tarenaya hassleriana, 2439 nucleotides. RefSeq lists its product as uncharacterized. NCBI's taxonomy places the organism in Eukaryota, Viridiplantae, Streptophyta, Magnoliopsida, Brassicales, Cleomaceae. The record is from RefSeq and is a predicted model, not a curated record. The coding region runs from base 1 to 2439 and encodes 812 amino acids. The transcript is spliced from 2 exons.
AUGUCGAACCAUGAAGGAGCCAACAACCAGCCCUUGGAGCACCACUCCGAGGCUGAGAAUGGGCGUGGACGAGGCACAGACCUCGGUCCCACGACACGAGCUAGAGCACGCGCAACCGAGGCUCAAACGGGAACUGUAGAAGCACGUCUACGAGCUCUCGAGGAGGCCGAGGUUGAGCAAGACGCACGCACGGAUGGUCUUGAGCAGGAGAUCUCCGCUGUGAGUGAAUCGACCAAGCAUGUCCUAGACAACUUGGAGCAGCAAGCCCGAGCCGAUAGAGACAUGACCGACGAAAACUUUCGUCUUGUUCGUGAAAACCACGAUCGCGAGGUAGGUGAUCUACGUACCCUAGUCCAUAAUCUAACUCGUGAAUGCAGGUCCCUUCGUGAGAUGGUGCAACAAGCCCCUGUUCAUGACCGAGACCAUGCACCGAGGGAGCAAGUCAUCCGCGGACCCGAGCCAAAACCCUACAAUGGAGCGAGGAACUCUUCUACGGUAGAAUCUUUUCUCUUUAGUAUGGAACAGUACUUUGAUGGUGCAGGGGUCACGGGUGAGAUGGCCAAGGUUAAGGGCGCCGGGAACUACCUCCAAGACUUAGCACAAUUGUGGUGGAGAAGGACCUUGUUGGACCAAGAGCGCCGGAUCACCACUUGGGAUCAAUUCAAGGCUGCCUUGCGUCAACAAUUCGUGCCCUCCAAUGCAAGGGAUGAGAUACGGACACGUUUCCGUAGGCUUCGACAAACAGGAAGUAUCUCGGACUAUGUCCGAGAAUUCUCUUCACUUUUACUUGAGCUUGGUGAUGUUAGUGAUCAAGAUGCCCUCUUUCACUUCAAAGACGGGUUAAAAGACUUUGCUCGUCUAGAAGUGAAUAGGAGGGAAGCUAACACUUUGAAUGCAGCUAUUUCUGUUGUAGAGGGACUUACGGACUACAGCGUAGCUCGUCCGAACAUUCCCCACAAGCCGAGAGACGGGAACAGACCCCCCAACCCGAGAGCCGGGAACAGGCCACGUCCGAACCCCUCUCACCAUGGACAGCCACGGACGGACAGACCUAACCAAGGGAGCUUCAAUGGACAAAACCGAAAGGCCAAGCCACCCCCGAGUCCGUGCUUCCUAUGCCAAGGACCUCAUUGGGUCUGUGACUGCCCAAAACAGAAGAAGAUGAACGCGGUGACCAGCCAACCGAGCAAGGGCAAGGGCAAAGUCACCGAGGACGAAGGCCAAGCCAUCGUCGGUUCUCUACACCGCUUCGGGACGUUGUCCAAGCCGACCAUCCCCGAGGAUGACAAGAACACCGAGACCAAGUCUAAAGGCCUCCUUUACGUGGACGUAGAGAUAUACGGACUCACGUUCUUCCGAUCCGUGAGCACAUUCAUCCCCGCAUCCACGACGACUCUAGUAAUCAUCGACAAAGACAAGCCAACCGUGGUGCCCCUCAAAGCCACACCUACCGCGUCUUCUACCCUCACGGCCAUGCAGUUCAAACGAGGAGUCAAGAACUCCGAGUCCUACUUGGCCACUGUCCGAGAGCUCAACCAAGGAGAUGAGACGGAUAAGCCGGAUCAACCCACGAUCCCGGCCGAGGUAAGACGUGUCUUGAAUGAAUUUUCAGAUGUCAUGCCCGAGGAACUCCCCAAGAGGCUUCCCCCGAGACGUGGCAUAGAUCACGCUAUUGAGCUGAUCCCCGGAGCCAAGCCACCAGCAAUGCCCCCCUAUCGCAUGGCUCCUCCCGAAUUGGCCGAGCUCAAGAGGCAAAUCGAAGACCUACUCGAGGCCGGUUACAUUCAGCCCUCAAAGGCACCAUACGGCGCUCCCGUUCUAUUCCAAAAGAAGAAGGACGGAUCCCUAAGGAUGUGCAUCGACUACCGAGCAUUGAACAAGGUAACGGUCAAGAAUAAAUACCCUAUUCCACUAAUAGCCGACUUGUUUGAUCAGCUCAAGGAUGCACGAGUAUUCUCUAAGCUCGACUUGAGGUCGGGAUAUUACCAAGUGCGCGUUGCCGAAGGAGACGAACCCAAGACCGCGUGUAUAACAAGGUAUGGGUCAUUCGAAUUCAAGGUAAUGCCCUUUGGUCUCACCAAUGCCCCAGCUACAUUUUGCACCAUGAUGAACCAAAUAUUCCAUGAUUAUUUGGACAAAUUUGUUGUGGUCUACUUGGAUGAUAUUGUUGUAUAUAGCCGAGACUUGAGUGAGCAUGUAGGUCAUCUAAGGACUGUCUUGAACGUCCUCCGAGACAACGAGCUAUACAUCAAGCUCGAAAAGUGCAGCUUCGCCCAAACCGAGGUGGAGUUCCUAGGCCACUACGUCAAGGAAGGACGUCCUAGGCCACUACGUCAAGGAGGGACGGCUCUUGAUGGAUCCGAAGAAGAUCAAGUCGAUCCAAGAGUGGGCUGUUCCGAGGACUCUCCCACAGUUACGGUCCUUCCUAGGAUUGGUUAA